CUCAUUUCUUCCUUCCGAUCGAAGCCAACCUACCUCCGCCCGUUUGAGCUCGAGCGCAUCCGCCGAAACCGAGGACGACUCUUCUCCCCGCCGCCCCCGCCGCCGCCUCCUCUUCGGCCCAAGCGGAGAACCGGUGCUUAGGUUCAAAAGGGGUUAACCUUCUUUUCCAUGAAUAUGUAUUUUGAAGGCUAUGGUUACCGUGGAAGUACUUUUGAGCAGACCUAUCGCUGCUACCCUGCAUCUUUUAUUGACAAGUUCAAGUCAGUACCAAUACAAACAAACUAUGCUCAGUGAUGAUGCAUGAGUCUUUAUGCAUUACCCACUUCCAUAGUUCCAUCGUUCAUGGGAGACCGCCACAGCUUGAAUCUGGUGACAAAAUUAUCAUGCCACCUUCGGCACUUGAUCGUCUCGCGUCUCUGCAUAUCGAGUACCCUAUGCUAUUUGAAGUCCGCAACACAGCAGCAGAACGUACUUCACACUGUGGUGUCCUAGAGUUCAUUGCAGAAGAAGGCAUGAUCUACAUGCCAUACUGGAUGAUGCAAAAUCUUCUUCUGCAAGAAGGAGAUAUGGUGUUUAUAAAAAAUGCCAACCUCCCAAAGGGCACAUAUGUGAAGCUGCAGCCUCAUACAACUGACUUCUUAGAUAUUUCAAAUCCCAAAGCAAUCUUGGAAAAAACUUUGCGGAACUACUCUUGUCUAACCACUGGUGACAGCAUUAUGGUGGCGUAUAAUAACAAGAAGUACUACAUUGAUAUAGUUGAAACAAAGCCUUCCAGUGCUAUAAGUAUAAUUGAGACUGAUUGUGAGGUUGACUUUGCCCCACCACUUGACUACAAAGAACCUGAGCGACCAAAACCUACUGCUCCUCCCAGUUCUGAUCCUGCUGCAGAGGCUCAAGUUGAGGAGGAACCAAAGUUCAGCCCCUUCACUGGUCCUGGAAGGCGCUUGGAUGGGAAGCCUGCUAAAGAUCUGGAUGCGUCAUCCUCCUCGCCUGCAAAGCGACAAGCUAAUGCAACCAACAGUGUUCAGCCCUCAGCAGCUUCCACAUCACAGAGCACGGUGCCACGUAAAACCACGGGAAAGCUUGUCUUUGGCUCUGGUGGAAGCCAGUCAUCAAAAGGAACAGAAAAGGUGCCCGAGAAGGAUGCAAAGGAGGAGGCGAAGAAAGAAGAGCCGAAAUUUUCAGCCUUCACGGGAAAGAAGUACUCCUUGAAGGGUUGAAUAGCCAGAGUAUGUAUUUAUCAGCACUUCCUGUCACAAACAUCAUCAGGGCUAAGAGUCCAGUCAGCUACUGUUUAGUUUCCUGAUCCCUUGGGAGCUGGGGCAUCUUUCCGUGGACUACCAAUGCUUCUUUUCUGUCAACUGUGAUCCUUAUGUCAGCCGCCGUGGGUCAGUUUGACUGAUGUGUAAAAAGUAUUUCAAUGUCUGGUCAUGGAUUUUUAGCGAGCUACUCCACAUUGCAUUUGUCUGCGCUGUUAGUUCCUACACCAGCACGUUUCUAGUUGAUCA
Messenger RNA from Triticum dicoccoides, 1508 nucleotides. RefSeq names its product ubiquitin fusion degradation protein 1 homolog. Gene Ontology annotation, biological process: ERAD pathway; ubiquitin-dependent protein catabolic process. Gene Ontology annotation, molecular function: polyubiquitin modification-dependent protein binding. Lineage: Eukaryota; Viridiplantae; Streptophyta; Magnoliopsida; Poales; Poaceae. Bases 294 to 1220 code for a protein of 308 amino acids. The transcript has 11 exons. The record is from RefSeq and is a predicted model, not a curated record. Gene Ontology annotation, cellular component: VCP-NPL4-UFD1 AAA ATPase complex.